This is a messenger RNA of Gymnodraco acuticeps, 4081 nucleotides long. RefSeq names its product kinesin light chain 3 (gene klc3). Gene Ontology annotation, cellular component: cytoplasm; membrane-bounded organelle; kinesin complex. Gene Ontology annotation, biological process: axo-dendritic transport. The record is from RefSeq and is a predicted model, not a curated record. The transcript has 14 exons. Gene Ontology annotation, molecular function: kinesin binding. The coding region runs from base 259 to 1800 and encodes 513 amino acids. NCBI's taxonomy places the organism in Eukaryota, Metazoa, Chordata, Actinopteri, Perciformes, Bathydraconidae.
UUGUGAUGACAGGAGGAGCUGAGCGCCGAGGAGCAGCAGGUGAAUCUUUAACAGUUCCUAGUUUAUCACCGUCCCAACAGUAAAUAACUGACAGACACUGUACGCGAAAAUGAUACGCUGUAUACCGGUUCCUCUUUCCAAAUUAAAAUAAUAUUAACAGCUCAGAGUGGACAAAAAGACGCCACCACGCCGCCGGAGCCUGGAGCCUGGAUUUAGCAGGUCAGUUGCUGUGAGAGAGGGAACCUCAGAGUGGCAGCCAUGUUUUCGGCGGAGGAGAUUCUGAGCAACACGCAGCAGGUGAUCGCCGGGCUGGAGGCGCUGAGAGGAGAGAACCGCAGUCUUUUGGACAACCUGCAGGAGGCGCUGGAGAGCCGGGCGGCGCCUGAGAGCGGCAGCGUGGAGCAGGAGAAGAGCGGCAUCAUCCGCCAAUCACUGGAGAGGAUCGAGCUGGGGCUGAGCGAGGCACAGGUGAUGAUGGCGCUGUCGGCUCAUCUGGGCUCUCUGGAGGCGGAGAAACAGAAGCUGCGUGCUCAGGUGCGGCGCUUCUGUCAGGAGAACCAGUGGCUGAGGGAGGAGCUGGCAGGAGCCCAGCAGCGCCUGCAGGACAGGGAGCAGGAGGUGGUGACCCUGGAGGAGCAGAACAGACACCUGCAGUUCAUGUCCUCCAUACGCAAGUACGACCUGGACGAGCCGCAGCUGGAUGACAAAGACGCGUCUUCAACCAAAGAGUCCCUGGAUGACCUCUUUCCUACUGAGGAUGAGGAGCAGUCACAGAUGUCCCAGCCUCACCACAGCAGUGCAGCGGCGGCAGCGCAGCAGGGGGGGUACGAGAUCCCCGCCCGGCUGCGCACCCUGCACAACCUGGUCAUCCAGUACGCCUCCCAGGGCCGCUACGAGGUCGCUGUGCCGCUCUGCAAACAGGCUCUGGAAGACCUAGAGAAGUCCUCAGGUCACACACACCCAGACGUAGCCACCAUGCUGAAUAUACUGGCGCUGGUGUACAGAGAUCAGAACAAAUACAAAGAAGCAGCCAGCCUGCUGAACGAUGCGCUGGCCAUCAGAGAGAGGACUCUGGGGAUGGACCAUCCCGCUGUGGCAGCAACGCUCAACAACCUGGCAGUGCUUUAUGGGAAAAGAGGCAAAUACAAAGAAGCAGAGCCGCUGUGUAAAAGAGCUCUGGAGAUCAGAGAGAAAGUGUUGGGCACUGAUCACCCCGAUGUGGCCAAGCAGCUGAACAACCUGGCCCUGCUGUGUCAGAACCAGGGGAAGUACCAGGAGGUGGAGCAGUACUACGAGCGCGCUCUGCACAUCUACCAGAGCAAGCUGGGCCCGGACGACGCCAACGUGGCCAAGACCAAGAACAACCUGGCAUCGUGCUAUCUGAAGCAGGGGAAAUACAGACAAGCUGAGUCUCUGUACAAAGAGAUCCUGACCCGAGCACAUGAGAAGGACUUUGGAUCUGUGGAAGGGGACGGUCGUCCCAGCUGGUCCGGGACAGAGGACGGUGAGGCGGGUCAGGACGGGCUCAGUAACCUGAGGCGCAGCGGAUCCUUCACCAAACUCAGAGAGUCGAUACGGAGGAGCAGCGAGAAGCUGGUCCGCAAGCUGAGAGGAGUCGGAAUGGAGGACAAUAUUCAGAGCAACGCUGGGAUGAAGAGAGCGAACUCUCUGAAUGUGCUGAAUGACCGGGACAGAGAGAGUCAGGACGAGGCCCAGUCGAGCCGCUUGGCAGAUGUUCGAGGACUGAGCUCCAGCACACAGAGCCUGACGAGAAGAGGCUCACUGGGUGGUACCAGUUAACACACACACACACACACACACACACACACACACACACACACACACACACACACACACACACACACACACACACACACACACACACACACACACACACACACACACACACACACACCACACACACACACACACACACACACACACACACACACAACACACACACACACACACACACACACACACACACACACACACAGCUAUCGCUCUCAUCAGGUGUUCUACACUAAAGUGAUUCCCCACUUUUGGAGAUAGUUGUCGCAACUGCAGACUUUGUCAAUAAUCUAAUGUGUACAAAUAUUCCUAAUUGAAAGAAUGUAUGAUGUAAUCUAAGCUAUUGAGAACAUUUCAGUUAGCACAAUAAUGACAUGUUUGUCUCUGGUGAUGACAAUUGUCUCCAGAAAGCGGUUAGAACAUCUCCUUCCUUCCUGCUCACUGAAGAGGUCAUCUCAUUAUGUCUAGUUUUAUUGAACUCAGUUUCCAAAUGUCCUCACCAGGACUAAGACUGUUAGAAAACAGUGUUCUAUAUUUCAUUUCUUUAUUUGAACCAUGUCAUUAGCAGAUUAACAAUAGAAUUUCAUCUUUCAUAUUAGUAACAUUUCUAUUAACAACAUUAUUUAUGUUUAAAUGCUCUGGAGACAAACACUCGUAUCGACAUUAAGAUUGAUCAUGUUUAUACAUUUUUAUAAAUUCACAGAAAUGUAAAGUUGUUUGCACGAUAAUCAAAACUAUGAUGCGUUGUCAAAAUAUAAAAUACUGUUGCAUUUGGUUUACAAGGGAGAAGUGAAGCUAUGACGUUGGAACUGUUUGAGUUCUUUAAAUGUGUGUUGCCUUUAUGAUGUGCAGGUCCUUCUGAUCAUGUUGUUCAGCUGCUUUGCUACCCAGUCCACUUUUGACAUUCCACACUACGAGAAUAAGGACCAACUUUUUUAAACUUGAAUAAAAACAAACUAGCUGCACAAAAUGAACACAUAUAAGAUUUUUUAAAUUGUACUAUUGAAUAUGGAUAUUUUUGCACAUUGAUCAAAAAUAUAUGAAUAUAUAUUAACUGACAAUCAAACUCUUAAGCUGUGGUAAAUCAAUCAAUACUUGAAUAUUAAAGUACUAAAGUGCACACUUCCAUAUCCAGCAAUUAUGUGUCAGAGUUCGAACUCUAUUCAGAAAAGUGUAUAACAAAAGUACUGCUGUGUGCCUGAGUCGGUGUUUAACUCAAAUCUGAGACCAGCUCAAAGGCAGGAGAAGGAUCUCUGACUCUGAGCGCUGUCAAAUCAAAGAAAGUGGAAACCAUGACAUACAGCAGAUGUUAGAGCAAGACUGUAUAGAAAAGGCUCUAUGCUGUACACAUUCAGCAAUUAUCCUUGUGUGUAAGUUCAGAAAUGUGUCAGACAAGCUUUGACAAUCCAACAUGACAAUAUGUGUCCAGAGCCAAAAGCAGACAGAUAUACUUCUAGCAGCUGAAGGGCAACCCAGAGACACAAGGGGCCACGAGUCUGCCCAUAUAACACUGCAACUGAAACAAAUAUCCAAUGUGGGAAUUCAUAUUCAUUCCUAAACUGAAUCAAAAAUAAUAUUCAACCUGAAAAACCUUUUCAUAUUAUCUUUUUUAAAACAUUCAAUUUACUUUUAUUCAGGAUCAAACUUUCAGAUUGUUAUUUUUCACAUGAUCAACAUUGUUGGCCUGGAUCUAUCUCCAUAGUAACCCUGGCUGAGUGUGACUGAGGAACACAUUUAAGGUGCCAACGUAAUGUCUGUCACUGAUGCUCAUUCUCUGAAAGGCCUGAAAUCCAUAACUAGCUGCAUCAUACUAUUGAAAAUAGUAAACUAGCUUUUAAUUUAACAUGUCAUUUCAUUGUGAUCUUUUUAUAGAAAGACUUACCUCCAACUGGUGAUAUGACUACAACACAGCAUGGACUAAAAGCACUUAAUAACUAUAAUUGUAUGCAUACUCAAACCUCUGGAACGUUCAAAGACAUGGACGCAAAAACAGAGAGUGCUGCUUGGAAAUCUUCCCUCACUGAAAACAGCAUUACAUACUUGAUGACGUGGUUUCCCACGGUGGAGAACUACUGAUUAUCUGCUGUGGCAGAGGAUGUAGGGCUGAACGCGCACACUAGUACCUGUAGAAGCUAGUUUGAUAUGAAACACGUGUGAGAAUGUUACGUAUACAAUGGGGAAAGAAGUAUGUAGAAAGUGGAAUAUAUCUCCUGAUGCUGUUUAUUCUGGUAAAUAUGUUUGUAUUUUAUAUUUGCAAACCUGAGCUGAAAUAAAUGACCUUAAGAUGUAA